AUCCUGGGAUAAAACCGCAUCUUGGUCAUGCGGUUCCAGGUCUUACCUAUAUAAAACACAUGGCCGAGGUGCGAUUUUGGCCUGACCUAGCAAAACCGCACUUUGGAGAUGCGGUUUGCUUCUCCAAAACAAAACCGCACCCCCCAGUGCGGGUUGUGUGUCAAUUAUUUUCCGACACCCGACAUAUAGCCAUGCAGAAUAAUAGACGUGGGGCUGCAUGGCAGACGAAAAUCGUAUCUCUAAGGUGCGGUUUUCAUAAGUGAUUUUGGCAAAUAAAAGACUGCACGGAAAACCUCUUCUCUUCAUACCUCUCCUUCUCCCUUUUCAAUUUUCUGUUCUAGCUCUAUAUUUCUUUAGUGUUUUUGCGAUUAACAUUCAUUCGUAAGUUUAUUUUGUAUUACUUUUUAUUAUUAUUUGUGAUUUUUUAUUUUUAUGAUAUUAACUAAACUACGGUUUUUUUGCAGAUGGCAUUCCAAAAGUUCACGCUUGGCUUACGGUGGAAUGGUUACACGAAAGAUACUAGAAAGGGGGUCACCUACGUCGGUGGCAAUUUUCAGAAAAUAAAGGUCGCUACCAGACCGCUGCUUGAAGACCUCCAUCAAAUGUGCACUAACGCUACUUGCAUGGAUGGCACGAGAAGAGUUGAUCGUAUGGUGUACCGAUAUCGAAACAGAGAAAGUGGGUCAUUGUGGCAUGAGGAAUAUCCAAUAACCACUUAGAAUGAAGUAGAUUCCAUGCUCGAAUUCUUGAGGUCCAACAAUCUUUACAAAGUCGAGAUGUUCGUUUACACCGAGGCGGCCAUUGGCGUUGAAGGUAAUUCUGGACACGGUCAAACAUCUGGUAUCCAUGGUGGAGGUGAAUUAUAUGGCGAUCAUCCCUACCAAAGUCACCAUGAUCCUCAUUCCUAUUUUCAGUACCAAGAGCAAGGUGAAGGUCAUCAUCAAUCUUUCCCGUCAUAUGAAGAAGAAGUUCAACCGAACCUCCCCAACCAACCUCAGUACAACUUCCAAUCAGGCAGCGGUAGUUUUCACAACUACCAUUAUGGAGCUGAUGAAGGUGCCUUUCAUGAGCUGGAUCAAAUGGAAGCUGCCCUGCCAGCACUAGUUAGUGACCCCUCCGAUAAAGAAGGAGAGAACAACGUCAGUGCAGACAGUUCCGACCCUCUUGAAGGUGCUGAUGAUUCAGGACCAAAGUCAGACUCAGAUAAUGAUGAUGAGGUGGCUCGUGACAGUGUACAAGUCCCCUACUAUAAUCACAUUCCAUACGACAAUUGGAUGGUCGACAGCGACAUGGAGCCGCCAGAGGUCCCAGUAUGGGGUCCACUCACUGGGUUUAUGAAGGGCCAACAAUUUGGCUUGAAGAAGGAGGUGCGUCAUGCCAUUGAGACUGAAGCAAUGACUCGGCAUUUUGAAUGGCACACAACUCAUUCCAACACUUAAAGGCUCUUAGUCAGAUGCCGUAAUCAUCACGAGGGGUGCAAUGUUAGGAUUCGGGCCAUCAAUAGCAAGAGACACGACCACUGGGUCAUAUCUCGUGCGGUGAACACACACACAUGUGUGUCAUCCAUAACUUCCCAAGGCCAUCGACAGUUGAAAUCCAGGGUGGUUGUUGCGGCUAUCAAGCAUCUAAUUGAGCAAGAUCCAGACCUGAAGGUGAAAGUCAUAAUCGCUGACAUUUCAAGUCGUUAUGUUUAUAUGAUUAACUAUAAGAAGGCGUGGCAUGGAAAGCAGAAAGCUCUGGACGCCGUCUUUGGUGAUUGGGAAGAAUCAUAUGCAUUCCUUCCCAGGUUAAUUUUGGCAUUGUAGGCGUCUAACCCUGGUACUGUUUUCUCCCCUCGAUACCAAGAUGAAGAGAUUCAACCCCUAGAGCCAGGUAACAAACGCCAUUUCAGACGACUUUUUUGGGCAUUCAAGCCAUCUAUUGAUGGUUUUGGCUUAUGUGUCCCUGUGAUCCAACUGGAUGGUACAUUCCUUAUCGGCAAGUACAAGGGCACUCUCCUGAUUUCCAGUGGGGCGGAUGCAAACAGAAAGUCUUUCCUUUAGCCUUCGCCAUCGUUGAGGAAGAGAAUGCUAAUAGCUAUGGAUGGUUUUUCCGGCAUAUUCAGCUCCACGUCACUAGGAGGUCAACCUGACAAUAAUCUGAUCGGCACGCCGGCAUUAGAUCUGCCAUCUUAUGUUCACCUCCAGCCUGGAAGUGGUCCCACAGGUGGUGCAUACUACACUUCCAGAGCAACUGGAACCAUCAUUUCAAGCGGAAGAAGCUUGCUGAUAAUUUGUGGUGGAUUGGUAAGCUUUCUAGACGCCAUUUAAUUAUGUCAGCUAACAAUAUCUUGUAAUCAGGAGAGUGGUGCACUUGUUAGACUCUUUAUAAAGAGAUUCAUGCCUAAGGAAAUGGGGUUUUAAGCAAUUAUCAUGGUCCUCCCAUUUCCUGGGAAAAUCGUCUUUUAAGUGAUCUUCGGAUCCCCCCUUUUUCCGUCAAACAUGUUGUGUUUCUAAGGAGAUCUAUACCUCUCCUAAGAGUCUAACGAGAGUGCCUCCGGGUUGGUCGAAUUGUACUAAACUGCCGAAAAUUGACUAACAAUAUACUUUUUUGUGUGUUCCUCAGCGGUUGCCUACCAAGAGAAAAAAUUUCAGGAGAAGUUGCAGAAGAUGCGCGAGUUAUUCCCUGAACGGGCACAGUGGCUGGAUGGACACGACCUCACCAUGUGGACAUUUCAUAAAUAUGGAGGGACAAGAUGGGGUAUUGCCACAACGAACUCAAGUGGGAGUAUCAACUCUAUCUACAAGGUUGUUCGUUAACUGCCUAUCUCUACCAUUGUGGAGAUGACUUUUUGGGAAACGAAUGCAUGGUUCGUCAACCGACUCCACUGGGCAAUGACGAACAAGGCACAUGGAAAGGUCCAUGCCUAUAAAGUCACCGAAGUAAUGGAGAAUGACAAUCGCAAGAGCAGACGACAUAGUGUAACCAUUAUGAAUCGGGCAAAUGGCGAGUAUAGCGUGACGACCGGUCAUCGGGAGGAUGGCAGACGGGGGAGCCACCGCCAUGAAGUUUUGGUCAAUGUCAGGACAAAAGUUGGUGAGUGCUCAUGCCAGAAGUAUCAGGGGAGAGGGUGGCCUUGUUCUCAUGCAAUGGCCGUAAUUAAAAACAGGACAAAGA
This is a messenger RNA of Linum trigynum, 3156 nucleotides long. The record is from the annotation of a GenBank genome assembly. NCBI's taxonomy places the organism in Eukaryota, Viridiplantae, Streptophyta, Magnoliopsida, Malpighiales, Linaceae.